AUGGGGGCUGAACUGAGUGACGAUUUGCUCAGCAUACCGGUGAAAGUCCUCGCACAUUGUGUGAAGGAGCAGCAGGUGCGGUUCGCGUUUCUGCAGAGUGGUGAAGUGAUCAUACUGGCGACGGGCAGUAUUGUCAACUUUGGCCUGAAUCAGCUGGAUGGCGAGGGAGCGUUGGUCAACGGGUGGAGGUAUAUGUAUCUGGUACAAGGGCUCAUCGCCAUGCUGCUUGGAAUCAUCACCUACUUCUGGAUCGUUCCCUUUCCUGAGAAUGCCCACGAGGCUGUGCGGUUUCUCACUGCUGAUGAGCAGAAGCUGGCCGUGUCGAGGAUACAGAAAGAUCGCAAGGAUGUUCAAGCCGAGCCGUUCACAUGGAGGGAGAUCUUCCAUCAUGCGAAGGAUGUCAAGGUCUACGGAUUUGCUUGCAUGUUCUUCUUGCUCAAUCUGGUGUCGACCUCAUUGAGCUACUUCCUCCCGAUCAUCCUGCAAUCUGGCAUGGGCUUCAGCGAGAACAAGUCGAUCUUGCUUUCUGCUCCGCCCUACUACUACGCCGUCCUGCCGGUCAUCAUCUCAUCCGUGGUCGGAGACAACUUCAACCUUCGCGGGCCCAUCAUCGUCUUCAACUGCAUCUGUUUGAUCAUCGGCUUCUGCAUGCUCGGCUUCACAGACCAGGUCACGGUCCGGUACAUCGGCACGUAUCUCGCCACAGGAGCGUACGUGAGCAACUGGGCCGCCAUCACGACCUACCAAGCCAACAACAUCACCGGUCAGUGGAAGCGUGCCUUCACCGCAGCCGCCGUGACAGCCAUGAACGGAGCUGGUGGCAUCGCAGGCAGCUACAUUGUCCGCCAAGAGGAAGCACCGAGAUACAUGACCGCGGUGUGGAUCUCGAUCGGCUCGCACAUCCUCAUCAUAGCGUUCGUUGGGGUGUUCUCGCUGUACUUUCAUGCAAUGAACAAGAGACAGCGGGCUGGGAAAGCGUUGUUGGAAGGGACUGUGGGCUUCAGGUAUACAUUCUGA
Zymoseptoria tritici IPO323 is the source of this 1017-nucleotide messenger RNA. RefSeq lists its product as uncharacterized. Lineage: Eukaryota; Fungi; Ascomycota; Dothideomycetes; Mycosphaerellales; Mycosphaerellaceae. Bases 1 to 1017 code for a protein of 338 amino acids. Gene Ontology annotation, cellular component: membrane. Gene Ontology annotation, biological process: transmembrane transport. The record is from RefSeq and is a predicted model, not a curated record. Gene Ontology annotation, molecular function: transmembrane transporter activity. The transcript has a single exon.